Molecule: messenger RNA, 905 nt
Organism: Cornus florida
Lineage: Eukaryota; Viridiplantae; Streptophyta; Magnoliopsida; Cornales; Cornaceae
Product: small ribosomal subunit protein eS10z-like
Exons: 5
Coding region: 155-700 (181 amino acids)
Cellular component (GO): cytosolic small ribosomal subunit
Molecular function (GO): RNA binding; structural constituent of ribosome
Source: RefSeq, a predicted model, not a curated record
AGUAAUUUCGGCUUGGUAGUCAUUUCUGCUGCUAUAAAUUUGCUAGGGUUUUUAGUUUCUUAGGGUUUGAAGCUUAGAAGGAUUGAGAGAGAGACACAGACAAAGAGGGCUUGGUUUUGCUUGUCGCCGUCGCAUACUUCUCACCGCGUCAACAAUGAUUAUCCCUGAGAAGAAUCGCAGAGAGAUCUCCAAAUAUCUCUUUCAAGAGGGUGUAUGUUAUGCGAAGAAAGACUACAACCUCCCAAAGCACCCAGAAAUCGAUGUCCCAAACCUACAAGUGAUUAAGCUCAUGCAGAGCUUCAAAUCCAAGGAGUAUGUGCGCGAGACCUUCGCUUGGAUGCACUACUACUGGUAUUUGACCAACGAUGGCAUUGAAUUUCUAAGAACUUACCUCAAUUUGCCCUCUGAGAUCGUACCCAACACUCUGAAGAGAUCGGCCAAGCCUGUUGGUAGACCUCUAGGUGGUCCACCAGGCGAUCGCCCACGUGGUCCACCUAGAUUUGAAGGAGAUAGGCCAAGGUUUGGUGAUCGUGAUGGAUACCGUGGAGGUCCUAGGGGACCCCCAGGUGAGUUUGGUGACAAGGGAGGAGCUCCAGCCGACUACCAACCUUCAUUCAGGGGUCCUGGAGGAAGGUCUGGCUUUGGUCGUGGAGGUGGUGGCUUUGGUGCUGGGCCAGCGGCUAGUGGAAGCUUCACCUAAAGGGCGGCCAGCGUUUUAAAUUUACUUGGCCAUGUGCGAAAGUAGUGACCGAUAUUUUUGCGUGUUUUAAUGCUCUACUCUUUCAAUAUGCUAAACCCACUUUAUGGUGCUAUUUUGGAGUUGUAAUAGAGUAAACAUUUAUUCAGUUUGGUUGUGAAGACUUGAAAGGGGAGGAACACAAAGACUUGAGUUACCUUUUUUAGUU